GAUAGUUUCAAGGCUCGGCCGUCGCCAGUGAGGAGUAAACAGAUUGCAACAAAAAUCUGCUCGAAGCACCUCAAGACACACGAUGGUCCGUUACGCUGGAGCCGCCCUCGCCACCAACCCCGCCACCACCUCCCGCGCACGGGGUGAGUACCUCCGGACGCACUUCAAGAACAUGCGUGAAGUCGCCGCCGCUCUUUCUGGCAAGUUGAAGCUCACCAAGGCGUACACCUACCUGGCCGAUGUCAAGGAGCACAAGCAGAUCAUCCCUUCAGGCGCUUCGCAGGUGGUGUUGGGCGGGCUAGCCAGGCAAAGCAGUUCAAGGCGACGCAAGGUGUGUCGUUGGCCCGAAAAAUCCGUCAAGUUCAUCUUGCGCCUGUUGAAGAACGCCGAAUCGAACGCUGACGCGAAAAACUUGGAGCUGGAGGACUUGUACAUCAAAAACAUCGUUGUUCAGCAAGCCCCGGGCCACCCGACACACAUUGAGAUCAUCCUUGCUGCUGCCGAGACGGAGGUGGAGAAGGCCACCGACAAGUCGACCUCCCUGGCGGGCUUGAACCGGAGACAGGUUGCACGGAAGCGGAUCGAGGCUGCCCGCGAGUAA
This is a messenger RNA of Mycena citricolor, 601 nucleotides long. The record is from the annotation of a GenBank genome assembly. Lineage: Eukaryota; Fungi; Basidiomycota; Agaricomycetes; Agaricales; Mycenaceae.